AUUCCGAAGGACAUAGCUAUCAUUUAAAUACAAUCUGACUGACGCACAUCAUUAAUAUCACCACCGCGCACCUGCCUGGCCUUUGCCGUUUGCGCGCAUACCAAAAGGGACACUUUACUUAUGGGCUACACUUGUCACCUAAAAUCUGCACAAGUAUGAUCAAAGCUGUUGACUCUAACCCGCGACACUAUCGCAGAAUGUCGCCGCGACCAAUGUGAACACGCUCCCACGCAGAAAAUGGGAUGUUUGCUUAGCACGCCCCAAGCACCUACAGCUCAUAGUCCACCUGCGACUGGGUUAGGGAUAGCAGCAGCGCCUGCCGAAGCAGCCCCAUCCCCUCUGCAGGUCAAAGCGGAGCCCAGCGAACCUGCAGAUACGCCCAUUAGCAAUGGAGGAGGGACCGCAACUGAUGGCGUUGGGAGCUCAGCGCCAGCGGGCAGCAGCGCGGACCCUGACUCGGGGCCCCGGGAGAACGCGAGCACGCAGGACAAGAUGCCCGCUUCCACGAAUGGCGGGAGAAAAGUAGCAAACAACAAGCAUACGCUCUCAGCGGUGGACAAGGGCACGCAACUAAUAGAGUCGCUGUCAGCGAUUGAAGGCACGGCUGUGGAGAAAGUGGAGGCAUUCACCAGCCUGCUCGUGGGCGAGAGCUAUGUGCAGUUUGCGAGCAUUUCGGUGGUCAGCGAGGAUGAGCAGGUGUUUAUGGUGCUCACAGCAGCAGGCGUGGGUUCGGACUUCCUGCCAAAGCACUACCUGCUAAAUGUGGCCAGCUCGCAUUGGUCUGUGCAGCGGGUUGUGUCGGAGGGGACUGCAUGCUUCUGGGCGGCAGGCGAGCACAACGCAAACGAGCUGCCAGAGGAUUGGAAAUGCCUCUUUAAGAUGCAAAAACUCAAGUCGUUUCUGGCAGUGCCCAUCAAAGUUGGCGCGCAGCUGGUGGGCGUGCUGAACGUGGCUCUCGUGAUCGAGGUGGACGAGCAAAAGCACUGGUGGGGAUUGCAGCUGCGGCUGCUGGCAGCGGUGCUGGCACAGCACUUCCACGAUGCGCAUCUGCGCUCAAAGGUCAGCUGGCUGCAGAGCAUAGCCAAGCAGGAGACGGUGGAGCAGCUCAGCAUGGCCACGCUCAAGGGUCUGACGGGCAUCUUUGAUGCACUGCAAGACCUGUCCUUCUACAUCGCUCUGGUGCUGCCGGGGCGGCCCUGCGCUAUCAUGUUCUCACUGAGCCGGGAAAUGGUGGAGGCGGCGGCCGGGGAACGGAAAUCGCCGGCGUACAAGGAGCACGUGGACAUGCAUGGCUUCGUGACCAACGAGACGCUGCUGGAGAACGCGCUGGCGACGGGGCAGGUGAUGAAGGUGGCCAACAUGCGCCGCUACCUGCGCCUGUACAAGACGGGCGCGGACGUAGCGAUACUGUACAAGAGCGAGGGUCGCUCGCCCGCCAGCGUGAUGGUGCUUCCUCUGGUGGCGCCAGACGCGGCGCGGAUAGGCGGCCUGUACGCCAUAUCCAGGACGGCCACGGACUUCGGCAUGGUGCGGCGCGAGGUGAUGGACCUGGUGAAGCUGAUGGUCCCCACGCUACAGCAGAAGCUGUACUCGGAGCUCAAUAAGAAGCUCAUAGAAGUCAGCGAGAUCUGCAAGUUUGAGUCGUUGUCAGCGACGGGCGCCAACGCCAAGGACGAGCUGGGCACGAGCGACAGCGCCACGCUGGAGAGCACCAAGGACCUGGUGCUGGGGACGCGGCCGGAAAAGGAUGCGCUGAUUGCGGAGCUGCAGGAGCAGAUCCGGAGGCAGCUGGCCAAGGUGUACAAGGGCCACCCCGACCCCGGGCCCAACAACAUGCUCGAAGAUUUGGAGGUGUACGACGAGCUGGGGCGGGGCGGGUACGGCACCGUGUACCGCGCGAUCUACAAGGGGCAGCUGGCAGCGGUCAAGGUGGUGUGCGACCGCGACGUCGACAACGGCUCACUAAACGGCGCGCUCGAGCUCGCGUUGCUUACCUCCAUAUCGCACCCCAACAUCAUUCAGAUCCACACCUACUAUGCCGACGUGCCGCUCAACAGCAUCAAGUUCGUGCGCGGCCAUAACAACCCAACCAGCCAGAAGGACGCCGAGGGCGGUGGGCCUGGCGGCAAGGACGCCAGCGGCAAGCUCAAUCGGCCGGGCGAGCAGAACUGCCAGGUGCUGGUGAUGGACUUCUGCGACAUGGGCUCGCUGGCGGACGUGCUCAACACCAGUCUGCUUCGCCACCAUGCCGGCAAGGUGGCCAUGCCUGCCAUCCUGCACUGCCUGCUGGAAGUGGCGUCCGCACUUCACUACCUGCACUCCAUUGGGAUCGUGCAUUAUGACCUGAAGCCCGAGAACGUGUUGCUCAAGUCUUCCACCAUCGACAGCCGCGGCUUCAACUGCAAGGUUGCGGACUUCGGGCUGUCCAACAUCGUGUCGGACAACAGCUACUUUAACAAGCAUGCGGAAGGCACCAUCACGCACCUAGCGCCAGAGGCCAUGCAGCCCAAUGGCAAGCUGACCAAGGCGGUGGAUGUGUACGCGUUCGGCAUCAUGAUGUGGGAGCUGUAUACGGGGUUGCGGCCCUACACCGGCUACCGCACCAUCGACGUGGCGGUGAAGGUGUCGAAGGAGGGCCUCCGGCCUGAGUUCCCCUCCACGACGCAUCCGUCAUUCAAGGAGCUGGCUCAGCGCUGCUGGCAGGGUGAUCGGCGGUUGCGCCCCACGUUCCGGCAGGUGAUGGAUCGCAUCCACGAGAUGCUCAAGGACGCGGAGCUCAUGGGGCGGGAGUCGCUGCUGACGCUGUCCUCGAGCGCCGCGCGGCUGCCCGUAUAUCCAGACUAUCUGCAAGUGGGCGAGGACGCUGCGGAUAGCGAGUUCCCCCUCCAUAUCUUGUAACGGCCUCAGCUGGCGCUUUGCGAAGCGGAGUGGUGACGUUGGUGAUGGUAUCAAUGCAAGUGCACGCGGCAAUAAUUUCCUGACUAGGAUCGCUUCACAGUCAGUCGCCACGUAGAGAGUGAAGCUGUGUGGUGAGGCACCGUGACGGUCGCCCUUGCCAGAGCGCAAUGAUGCCCGUGCGAGGUGUUCGGUACUCCGCCGGCCUCAUCUCGGGGCUUGGAAGGCGCUUUGAUGUUCACUGGGGCCGUUUGGGUAGCAGCAUAGGAUGGCGUAAUGGUCAUUGCUGCGUGCAUACAUGAGGAAUUGCGGCGCGUUUAAACAUGGUAUUGCACGUGCUACCUCCACGAAUCAUAGACUCCCGCCUGCCUGGAUAAGCGCCUGUAGUGUAGUGGGGGCUUGGGCCGGGGUUUUGAAGGGCGCUGGGCUUGUCGUUCCCAGCAGGAGUGCAUGUCGUUUCUUAUGCCUAUUUUAAUGAUGGGGGUCACCUGGCGACGACAGGAAUAUACGGUACUCAUGAACACGUCAUAACAUAGGUGCGAUUAUGGCUGAAGCACGUAUGUUUUGCCAGUGUUUGUGGCUUUGUAGCACUGUCUUAUGAACGAAACGCGUUGACUCUUAUGUUGAAGAAUAGCCGUUUGGGGGAGGCGUGGGAUGCUUGGGAGCCCCUGGGAUGGUUAGCAGCAGAAGCAGCGGCAGCAGGGCCCGGCACCAGCAGCAGGGCCCGGCGGCGGCGCAGGGCCUGGGCCCAGAAGUGAUGGGAAGUCGUCAGGGAUGCGGGGCGGCCAACUCGCCCCAUGUGGCCGGCAAAGGUCGG
This is a messenger RNA of Chlamydomonas reinhardtii, 3712 nucleotides long. RefSeq lists its product as uncharacterized. The transcript has 16 exons. Gene Ontology annotation, molecular function: protein kinase activity; ATP binding. The record is from RefSeq and is a predicted model, not a curated record. Lineage: Eukaryota; Viridiplantae; Chlorophyta; Chlorophyceae; Chlamydomonadales; Chlamydomonadaceae. Bases 238 to 2898 code for a protein of 886 amino acids. Gene Ontology annotation, biological process: protein phosphorylation.